UUUUGUUCAUUGGUCAACGAGACGAUAACGAGACUUUCAACACAGCACAAUCUAGACUACCCCCAACUUGUUAUCUCAGUGAAAAUUUUACCGGAAAAUAGCCCAGUAAAGUAACAAAGGUUUAUGAGUCAGAAGGCAGAAAAACCAACACUAUCAGGCGCCCGUCUGAAGACCCGGAAAAGGGAUGAAAAAGAAAAGUACGAUCCAACUGCUUUUCGUGAUUCCAUCGUCGCAGGACUGGGUGAAUGUGGGGGAGAUUUAGAACAAGUUUCACGCUAUCUGGACAAGGAAGGCUCAAAACUCAACUACAGGAGAUAUGCAGAAGUCUUAUUUGACACACUGUUUGCAGGAGGAAUUCUUGCUCCUGGAGGUUUUAUAGUGGAAAGCACGGACCCUGACAAACCAUCCAGGUCGGAUAUUUGUGUAUUCAGAUGGGAUGGCGAUACGGAGCAGCUGCGUAGCUUCUAUGCAGUUUUCUAUAAGCUCAUCAGAAGGUACAAGUAUCUGGAAAAAGCAUUUGAGGAUGACCUGAAGAAGAUCCUCAUGUUCCAGAAGGGCUUCACUCCUGAAGAGCGGGAGAAGCUGGCCACGGUGACGGGCAUAAUCCUGGCUAACGGCCUCUGUACCCCUCGCAUUCUUCUCAGCCUGUUUGAGGACCACUUGGUGAAGGAAGGGAUCUCGGUGGAGUUCACGGCUAGAUUGUUUUCUACCUGGCUCAAGGAGAAGGACAUCAACUCCAUUUGCACGGCUCUGAAAAAGCAGCAGAUUGACACGCGCCUCAUGGAAAUCUUUCCUCAAAACAAACGCAACCCGGAGACUUUCAACACCUUCUUCAGGGAACGUGGCCUGGGGCCAGUCGCUGACAUGCAGACGGCCCAGCUGGCCUCCAAGGCCAAGAAAGAGGCCCAGAAAGCUCUCGCCGAAAUGAUCAAGGAUGAAGUCCCAGUGCCUGAGAUGACAGAAUACGUGACUGAGCUUCUGGAGAAACAGGGCAUGUCAGAAACUGAAGUGACCAUAUCUAUCUGGAACUCGGUCAUGGCAGCUGUGGAGUGGAACAAGAAGGAGGACCUGGUGGCUGAGCAGGCUCUGAAGCACUUGAGACAGUACUGUCCUCUGCUCAAGGAGACGGCCAAGAGCGGCCGCUCGGAACUGUCCCUGAUGCUCAAGGUGCAAGAGUUUUGUUACGAGAAUAUGAACUUCCUCAAGUCCUUCCAGAAGAUCAUCAUGCUGCUCUACAAGACGGAGGUGGUGAGCGAGGACGUGAUCCUGAAGUGGUACAAGGACAGCCACAGCGCCAAGGGGAAGAGCGUCUUCCUGGAGCAGAUGAAGAAGUUUGUGGAAUGGCUGCAGAGUGCUGAGGAGGAGUCGGAGGAAGAAGAAGGCGAGGAAGACUGAGCUGUCCACGUGCCCUGCCCUCUCAGCAGCUCUCCACAAUUGUGAGGAUUUUUUCCCCGAGCAGUCGAUUACGCCCAUCAGCAAAUUUUGAAUUGUUUACUCGAGGUGUUUUUUGUUUUUUUCUCUUUUUUGGGGGGGGAGGAGGGAGGGGAUGGGGAUAUGGAAUCAUUUUCCCCCCCACAUCACUCAAGCCUCGAGUCUUAUUAGAGCAUGAUUGUCAUCUGAUUUUUUAAAAAUAAAAUUAAAAAGUGAAAGUUUUUACUG
Molecule: messenger RNA, 1659 nt
Organism: Aplysia californica (California sea hare)
Lineage: Eukaryota; Metazoa; Mollusca; Gastropoda; Aplysiida; Aplysiidae
Product: basic leucine zipper and W2 domain-containing protein 1
Exons: 13
Coding region: 124-1395 (423 amino acids)
Cellular component (GO): membrane; cytoplasm
Molecular function (GO): protein binding
Source: RefSeq, a predicted model, not a curated record